AUGCCUCGCAGUGCUGUAACUCUCGCGAAUAAGCGAGCUCUCGAGCUAUAUGAAAGCAAUAUGAAGUGUGCCAAUAACCAUUCAGAGACUGAAGAAACCGCACCAGAAAGCAAUACCGCAGCUACCUCAACAUCUGAAGACACCACUCAGACGAAUGGCAGUCCCACUGCAAACCGUCAAAUAGGUUCUUGGGCAGGAUGGGCUGAGCUCGAGAAUGAUCCGGAAGUCUUCACCACCCUCCUGCGCGAAUGGGGCGUUCCAGGCGUUCAGGUGAAUGAGGUCGUUCCGCUUGACAGCGUCUUUGAUCACCCAGCUGAGAGCAUCUUCGGGCUGAUAUUCCUGUCGCGGUGGAUGCCAGCAGAAACAGACAACGACAUCACAAAGCCACCUGCUGGUGUCUGGUUCGCCAACCAGACUUUGCCCUUUUCCUGUGCGACUGUGGCGUUGUUGAACAUCAUGAACAAUCACUCUGGCAUUGAUCUGGGGCCACCUCUGAAUGAGUUUCGCGAGAAUACACUCAAGAUGACACCGAAAGAACGUGGGAUUGCAUUGGACGCAUUCGACCAUGUCAGGGAUGUGCACAAUUCAUUCGCGACUGAAAUCGACAAACUGAAUAUCGACCUACGCCUAAAACAGGAAUUUGCGGCUGCAGAAAAGGAGAAAAAGGCGAAGGCGGCUCAAUCAAAACGUCCUCGUAAGAAGAACAAGAAGCAAACCAAGCAGUAUGAAGAAGACGAAAACGGGUUUCAUUUUGUGGCGUACGUUCCAGUUGACGGAUGCGUUUGGAAGAUGGAUGGGCUGGAGCAACUUCCGAGGAAGCUUGGGGCUCUUGCCGACGGAGACAGUUGGGUAGCAAUGGUACUUCCGGAGCUUCAAGCUCAAUGUGAAACAGCCACUGCCAGCGCUUUCGAGUUUUCCUUACUAUCAUUGACUGCAGCCACGGACAAUUUGGGCCUGGAAGCUAAUCGGGAAAAGAUGAAGAGAGUCAGAGAGGACUGGGGUCCAUUCAUUGCUCAAAUGGUGCGCCUCCAUGCAGAGAAGGGGACGCUGAGAAACACCCUCGGUUGA
This is a messenger RNA of Exophiala viscosa, 1068 nucleotides long. Its product is annotated as ubiquitin carboxyl-terminal hydrolase L5. The transcript is spliced from 3 exons. Gene Ontology annotation, cellular component: cytoplasm. Lineage: Eukaryota; Fungi; Ascomycota; Eurotiomycetes; Chaetothyriales; Herpotrichiellaceae. Gene Ontology annotation, biological process: protein deubiquitination; ubiquitin-dependent protein catabolic process. Gene Ontology annotation, molecular function: cysteine-type deubiquitinase activity. The coding region runs from base 1 to 1068 and encodes 355 amino acids. The record is from RefSeq and is a predicted model, not a curated record.